AUGGAAAACUUCAUUCUUUUGGGAUUCACAGAUCGUCUUGUCCUGAAAAACAUUCUCUUUGUGAUCUUUUUGCUCAUCUAUAUUAUCACUGUUGUAGGAAAUACUAUUAUUAUUUGGGUUGUGAAAAUCAAUCCUCAUCUUCAAACCCCCAUGUAUUUCUUUCUCAGCAAUUUGUCUUUCUUAGAUCUCUGUUAUUCUUCAGUUGUCACCCCCAAAAUGCUUGUAAACUUCCUAUCACACCAAAAAAUCAUUUCUUAUACUGGCUGCAUCUUGCAACUUUACUUUUAUGCUGGUUUAGCAACUGCAGAAUGUUACCUUUUGGCUGUGAUGGCUUAUGACCGAUACUUGGCUAUCUGUAACCCGUUCAUGUAUACAUACAUCAUGUCUCGAAGGAUCUGUAUCUCUUUGGUCGUCUUGUCAUAUUUGGCUGGAUUCCUGAAUUCUACAAUCCAGACAGGAUUUAGUUUACGAGUAACGUGUUGCAAAACCAAUGUCAUUGACCAUUUCUUCUGUGAUGGCCCCCCUCUGAGUUAUCUUUACUGUUCUGAUAUUUCACUCAAUGAACUUUUGCUAUUUGUUGGGUUUAAUGAAAUCACUACCACAACAUUGGUGUUUGUAUGCUAUUGCUGCAUCCUCUUUACUAUCCUCAGAAUGGACUCCGUAGAGGACAAAUACAAGGCUUUCUCUACUUGCACAUCUCAUUUGAUGGUUGUCACCCUUUUCUAUGGAACUCUUCUCUUCAUGUACUUGUGUCCUACAACUAGUUAUUCCAUGAACACCGAUAAAGUAGUGUCAGUCUUCUAUACAGUGAUAAUCCCGAUGCUCAACCCCAAUAAUAUACAGCUUGAAAAACAAAGAGGUUAUAAACUGUAUAAAGAAAAUAUUAAAUAUUAA
Messenger RNA from Ahaetulla prasina, 894 nucleotides. RefSeq names its product olfactory receptor 5AS1-like. Lineage: Eukaryota; Metazoa; Chordata; Lepidosauria; Squamata; Colubridae. The record is from RefSeq and is a predicted model, not a curated record. Gene Ontology annotation, biological process: G protein-coupled receptor signaling pathway; sensory perception of smell. Gene Ontology annotation, molecular function: olfactory receptor activity; odorant binding; G protein-coupled receptor activity. The transcript has a single exon. Gene Ontology annotation, cellular component: membrane. The coding region runs from base 1 to 894 and encodes 297 amino acids.